AUGAGUCUGACUCUUCAGACGGGAGAUGAGAUGUGGCCACAGACGCCUGGAGCUGGACUGACGCAUGUGGCUGCCAAUCUGGCCUCAGGAGGUGUCUAUAACGCACUGCUCUGCAAUGACUCCUCCCCCUCUUCACUGACUCCUUCCCCUCUGCACUGGCUCCUCCCCCUCUGCAAUGACCCCUCCCCCUCUGCACUGGCUCCUCCCCCUCUUCACUGA
Molecule: messenger RNA, 219 nt
Organism: Knipowitschia caucasica
Lineage: Eukaryota; Metazoa; Chordata; Actinopteri; Gobiiformes; Gobiidae
Source: the annotation of a GenBank genome assembly